UCACACGUGUUUCUGUCAGGGCGUUAAAGAGCGAGGCAAACACUCACACGGGAAGCAGCAUGGACCGAGAAGGACGACGCUCAUGACAGCUGCCUAAAAGCUGAGAAAACCUCUUCAUAUUAGGAUUAUGGCGGAUUCCAGUGGUCCACAGAAAAACUGGUACUCAAUACUAGGUGCCUGUCCAACAGAUGGCAUACAAGAACUGAAACAGAAGUAUCAGAAGCUCAUCCUCAUGUUUCACCCAGACAAGCAGAGGCUGGACAUAUCAGAAGGUGAAGCAGAGCAGCACAUUCAACGAUUCAUCGAUGUCGACCAGGCUUGGAAGAUCUUGAGUAAUGAGGAGAGCCGGAAGGAGUACGACCUCCAGCUACGGGCACUUGAACUGAAACAGAGCUGGCCAGUGGACGCUCGUAUAACCCUUAACGAAAUGAACUGGGAUUGUGACACUAAGUGUUAUACGUACAGCUGCCGCUGUGGAGGAGAAUUCAUCUUAGAGAAGGACGACCUACAAGAAAUGGAAACGAUUGUGUGCUGCGAUUCCUGUUCACUCAGCAUUGAAGUUAAGAAGGUUACAUGACACUUGGAUACAUUCAGCAAGUUUUUAUUGGACUAUUAUUUAGCGCUUUUAAAAUGGGACAUUUUCUAUGGACACAUGGUAGAUUUUUAACAGAAAGUCAACCUCAUUCAUAACUGAUUAUUUCUUAAUGGUCUCCACAUAGAUCCUCAACGCGACCACACUGUAAAAACCUUCCCAUUAUCCAUUAUUUUUCUUGGGUGAGCACGCAACAUUUUCAUUCACACGUACCUUUUCAGCAAGUGCAUCACCAAAUAACCAGAACUGGUUUCAAGAAAUGGGUCACACCAGACUCUCACUGUCUCAAAAAGCCCUUUGGUUAUUUCCUCUAGCUAGACGUGCUCUUUUACAUACCAGACGCUUACCAAAAGGGAAGCCCCCUUAGCCCCCUCCUUUCUCCCCUGUGUUUGAGAGGACCAGGCGGCUCAGUAACCUCUUAGCUCUUGUCAACUUUGUUUGGAUGUAAAUAAAUGCAUUUUUUUUCCUCCGA
This is a messenger RNA of Cyprinus carpio (common carp), 1064 nucleotides long. Its product is annotated as dnaJ homolog subfamily C member 24-like. The record is from RefSeq and is a predicted model, not a curated record. Gene Ontology annotation, molecular function: ATPase activator activity; ferrous iron binding. Gene Ontology annotation, biological process: positive regulation of ATP-dependent activity. Lineage: Eukaryota; Metazoa; Chordata; Actinopteri; Cypriniformes; Cyprinidae.